UGUGGCGGACCGUACCACUAGCACGCCGCAGUGCGGGGGGAGACCGGGCUCUAGCUCUUCUUCAGCGUGACCGCCGCGUAGAUAAAUCCUUGCACACCGUGGGCAGGGUGACACCAGUGGGUGCGCACACUACACUGCCCAUCCCGGGUGGGUUACACAGUGCGGCCAGCGGGCGGAAGUCCGGAUCGUGCACAGCGACCACCCCCAGUGUGCGCGCAGUGAGGUGCCCGGUGUGGGGGAGACACACAGCAGAACAGCCGGUGUCUGCACCUUCUGACAGCGCUGCAAGGUGCUGCUGAGCGGGGACAGGAGCUGUCCGCCUGCUGCCGCCGCUGCCCAGCCUCCGCACCAGAGCCGGGCACCCCAGCCGGGGGGAAGCCGGAACACCAGGCACCAUCUCCUGCCCAGGCUGUGCUCCGGCUGCCACUGGCCGUGCCCCUUUGUGUUAGGUGCUGCAGACCUGUGCCCCCCUGCCGUGGAGGAGUGCGGGCAGGGGUCAGCCUGGCAUGCAGUGAUCCCCCUCCCCUGCCACCCCCGGGACACCCAUGAUAGAGGAUACCAUGACUCUGCUGUCUCUGCUGGGCAGGAUCAUGCGCUACUUCUUACUCCGGCCGGAGACCCUCUUCCUCCUGUGCAUCAGCCUGGCGCUCUGGAGCUACUUCUUCCACACGGACGAGGUGAAGACCAUCGUGAAGUCCAGCCGGGACGCCGUGCAGAUGGUGAAGGGGAAGGUGGCAGAGAUCAUGCAGAAUGACCGGCUCGGGGGGCUGGAUGUGCUGGAGGCGGAGUUCUCCAAGACCUGGGAGUUCAAGAGUAACAAUGUGGCCGUGUACUCCAUCCAGGGCCGGAGGGACCACAUGGAGGACCGCUUCGAGAUCAUCACCGACCUGUUCAACAAGAGCCACCCGUCCAUCUUCGGCAUCUUCGAUGGCCAUGGAGGAGAGUCAGCAGCGGAAUAUGUGAAGAUCCAUCUGCCCGAGGUGCUAAAGCAACAUCUUCAAGAUUUUGAAAAGGAUAAAGAGAACAGCGUGCUUUCCUACCAGACCAUUCUAGAGCAGCAGAUUCUAGCAAUAGACCGUGAGAUGCUGGAGAAGCUGUCAGGAUCCUAUGACGAAGCAGGUACUACAUGUUUAAUCGCAUUGUUAUCGGACAAAGAGCUCACAGUGGCAAAUGUUGGGGAUUCACGGGGAGUCUUGUGUGACAAAGAUGGAAACGCAAUUCCUCUAUCACACGAUCACAAACCAUAUCAGCUAAAGGAAAGAAAGAGGAUUAAGAGAGCAGGUGGUUUCAUCAGUUUCAACGGAUCUUGGCGCGUUCAAGGUAUUUUGGCAAUGUCCCGUUCUUUGGGCGAUUACCCCUUGAAAAAUCUAAAUGUCAUCAUCUCAGACCCUGAUAUCCUGAGCUUUGACCUUGACAAGCUGCAGCCGGAAUUUAUGAUCUUGGCAUCUGAUGGGCUUUGGGACGCUUUCAGCAAUGAAGAAGCAGUCCGGUUCAUUAAAGAGCGUCUGGAUGAACCUCACUUUGGAGCCAAAAGUAUUGUGUUACAGUCCUUCUACAGAGGAUGUCCUGAUAACAUAACAGUUAUGGUGGUAAAGUUCAGGAAUAGUAGCAAAACAGAUGAACAAUAAAGUAUCUAUAUAUGUACAGAUGGACUUCUGGCAAACUGUUUUAUUUUAAUUUUAAGUAGGAAAAUGUGGAAAUGUUAUUACGAUUAUCACAUGACACCAUAUCCAUGUCCGAAACGUUAACAUGGACUUAUGCAGCUAAUGUAUUCAUCAACUGUAAAAUUACAAACACAGGAAGUAUAUAUUAUCUGAAAAAACAUUGUUACAACCUUAACAAGCAACUAUCUGUAUUAAAAGGAAGUGUUACCCCUCUAUAAA
Molecule: messenger RNA, 1883 nt
Organism: Pseudophryne corroboree (corroboree frog)
Lineage: Eukaryota; Metazoa; Chordata; Amphibia; Anura; Myobatrachidae
Gene: PPM1L
Product: protein phosphatase, Mg2+/Mn2+ dependent 1L
Exons: 4
Coding region: 546-1628 (360 amino acids)
Biological process (GO): positive regulation of canonical NF-kappaB signal transduction; negative regulation of canonical NF-kappaB signal transduction; peptidyl-threonine dephosphorylation
Cellular component (GO): nucleus; cytosol
Molecular function (GO): protein serine/threonine phosphatase activity; cation binding
Source: RefSeq, a predicted model, not a curated record